Drosophila kikkawai is the source of this 1482-nucleotide messenger RNA. The record is from RefSeq and is a predicted model, not a curated record. NCBI's taxonomy places the organism in Eukaryota, Metazoa, Arthropoda, Insecta, Diptera, Drosophilidae.
AUGUUUAUCUAUGGAAUGCAGGAUAUCAUUGAAUCAGUGAACAACAUGGAUAGUCAUCGAUUCGUUCCAUCCAUCAGGUACGCCGUGAAUUUCACCAGGCCACCGGGCUGGCAGAUGGGUCAGGAGGAAUUCAUGGAGCACAGCGACCUGUGCAUCUUCCAGCGGCGACCACCAACGGUGGGGAUCUUUGUCCUCUACGGUCUGGCCAUUCCCACGCUGUCCGCCUUUGGUCUCUGCACGAAUUUCAUCAAUGCCGUUGUUUUUAUGAGACCCAAGAUGACGCCAUCGGCCUUUAGCUAUCUGGCUGCUUUAUCCUGCAUGGACUGCAUAUCCUGCCUGCUGAUCACUCUGACCGCUUUGUCACGAAGCUACUUUUACAUGGAUCCCGCCUGGAAUGCCUAUGACUACCAAUGGCAAACGCCCCUCUUUGGCAUCAGUACGGGAGCAGCGAAUCUGAUCCUGGCCUGCUUGAGUCUGGACCGUUUCAGCUAUUUGUCCAGCUUUAGGAGAAAUAAUGGAGGAGCACCUCGCUUCUGCCGGCGCAAGGUGGCUCGCUAUAUGAUCGCCAUGGCCAUUAGCAUUUCCAUAGUGGUUAAUAUGCCCUAUUUUUUCGUGUUCUAUGUGGGCGGUGAUGGCAACUGCUAUGUCACGGAUUUUUACUACUCCAAUUUUUACAAGGUUCAAAACUGGUUUACCUUUGCCCUUUUGGCCCUCCUGCCAGCCAUAUUCCUGCUGAUUGGCAACACGGCCAUUAUUAUAGCCUUUCGCAAAUGGACAAAACAGAGUCGACGUUGUCAUGCCGGUACUGGUGAUAGUCGAACCACCGCCAAGCGAUAUCAGCACCAAAUGAAACUGACCAUUAGCAUUGUGAUUGUGAUUACCCUGUACCUAAUUGGAGAACUGCCAGCUCACAUGACUUCCAGGAAGAGCUCGCUGAACCUGAUCUUUGGCGGCGAUACCAACAAGGUGGAUGAGUCCUUCAUGGAGCAGCUGGAGGUUAUCUGCAUAACGCUAAAUGCCCUGCAGUUAUCCCUGAAUAUCGUGGUAUAUGCUGUGAUCAAUCCUUCCUUCAUGCCCGAGUUUUUCCUGCUCCUUAAAGCCACAUCCGACGUGUGCUUUGGUCUGUGUUGUUUUCGGGCUCUGGUGCGGAGCUGGAGGCGCUGUCAGGCCCGAAGGCAGCAACAGGCCACGGCAGAGGAGCAUGUGGUCAGCGGGGUGGCGCCCCAGCAUCUGCCGGCGGACGAGGCCCUGCCCUGCGGUUGCGAGAGCUGGGCCAGUGACUCGGGCUGCAAGAAUGAUGCCCACUGCAAGACAGCUGUGGGAACCUUUACCAUGGUCAAGGAUUCUGUGCAUGAUGAGGAGGUCUUUUCCCACUGCGAGCCGGAGGUCUUCACCACAAGAUCAAGCGCCUGCCUGCACGCUAAAGGACCCAAUCCCGACGAGGAGUCUAUCUUCAGUUCUAGCUUUAUUAUAAUUACUUAA